Molecule: messenger RNA, 7541 nt
Organism: Notechis scutatus (mainland tiger snake)
Lineage: Eukaryota; Metazoa; Chordata; Lepidosauria; Squamata; Elapidae
Source: RefSeq, a predicted model, not a curated record
AACAACGGUUGGAUGAUGCACCUACUUUUUAUAAGUACAAAAAGAACAUUUAAUUUCUCCUUUCUUCUUUUGAUCUGUAACAAUAGUGCCUGCUUGGUUGGUUUGCUUCUGUCAUAUGCCCUCCUUUUCUUCAUUCUGAGACACACAGCUUGCCUGUCUCCCACAGAUGAACCUACAGUGAGAACUUUUACUCCAUUUUAUUUCCUAGUAGAACCAGUGGACACUCUGUCAGUUAGAGCUUCUUCUGUUAUACUGAACUGUUCAGCAUAUUGUGAAUCACCUCCAAAAAUCGAAUGGAGAAAGGAUGGGACUUUCUUGAACUUGGUAUCAGAUGACCGCCGGCAAUUGCUACCAGAUGGAUCUUUGUUAAUCAACAGCAUUGUCCAUUCCAAGCACAAUAAACCCGAUGAAGGUCAUUACCAGUGUGUGGCAACCGUGGAGAGUCUUGGCACCAUCGUAAGCAGGACAGCUAAGCUUACAGUUGCAGGGCUUCCAAGAUUCAUUACUCAGCCAGAGUCGGCAUCUGUUCAUAGGGGAAACCCCAUAGUUCUUAACUGUGAAGUUAAUGCUGACCUAGCACCGUUCGUCAGGUGGGAGCUGGAUCAUCAGCCCCUCUUUCUGGACAAUCGUGUCCUCAAGUUGCCAAGUGGAACUUUAAUUGUCAGCAAUGCUACAGACGAAGACGCUGGAACUUACUGUUGUGUUAUCGAAAUUGGGGGGCCUCCCAAAUACAGCGACGAAGCAGAGAUUAAAGUUCUUCCAGAAUCGAACCUUUCUUCAGGCUUGCUCUUCCUGAAACAGCCCUUUUCCCUUACCAAAGUGACUGGGCAGAGUGCAGUUUUACCAUGUGUUGCUUCAGGCAUUCCUGUCCCUCCAAUCCGAUGGACAAGAAAAGAAGAAGAGCUUGUUACUGAAAAUUCUCACAAAUUUCUGUUCCUGUCUGGGGGAACUCUGAAGAUAAAUGAUAUCACCGAAGAUGAUUCAGGAACAUAUACUUGCAUCGCAGAUAAUGGGAAUGAAACUAUUGAAGCUCGAGCUGAUCUUACUGUGCAGGUGCCUCCCACGUUUAUGAAGCAGCCGGCUAAUAUUUAUGCACACGAAUCCAUGGAUAUUGUGUUUGAAUGCGACGUGAGCGGAAAGCCAACUCCAACGGUCAAGUGGGUAAAGAACGGAGAUGUGGUCAUCCCUAGUGACUACUUUAAAAUUGUAAAUGAGCACAACCUACAAGUUUUGGGUUUGGUGAAAUCAGAUGAAGGCUUUUAUCAGUGUAUUGCGGAAAAUGAUGUGGGAAAUAUACAGUCUGGAGCCCAGCUGAUAAUACUGGAUCAUGAUGUUGCCAUCCCAACAUUACCUCCCACUUCACUGACCAGUGCCACUACUGACCAUCUAGCACCAGCUACAACUGGACCUUUGCCUUCUGCUCCUCGAGAUGUGGUGGCGUCUCUUGUAUCUACUCGUUUCAUCAAGCUAACAUGGAGGACCCCUGCAUCUGACCCACAGGGAGACAAUCUUACCUACUCAGUGUUCUACACCAAGGAAUUGAGUAACAGGGAGCGUGUUGAAAACACAAGUCAUCCUGGAGAAAUGCAAGUGACAAUCCAAAACCUGAUGCCUGAAGCAGUAUAUAUUUUCAGAGUGGUGGCCCAAAACAAACAUGGACCUGGGGAGAGUUCAGUACCAUUGAAAGUAGCCACACAACCUGAAGUUCAGCUUCCAGGUCCAGCCCCCAACAUUCGUGCCUAUGCCAUCUCUCCCACAUCGAUAACUGUUACUUGGGGUACACCCUUAUCGGGCAAUGGCGAGAUCCAGAACUACAAACUGUAUUACAUGGAGAAGGGAAUGGAGAACGAACAGGACAUUGAUGUUGGAGGUCUUUCCUAUACAAUAAUUGGUUUGAAAAAAUAUACAGAGUAUAGCUUCAGAGUUGUGGCCUACAAUAAACAUGGUCCAGGAGUCUCUACUCAAGACGUUGUCAUUCGUACACUGUCAGAUGUUCCCAGUGCUGCACCCCAGAAUCUAACACUAGAAGUGCAAAACUCCAAGAGCAUUGUGAUGCAUUGGCAGCCUCCUCCCACAGGAACACAUAAUGGGCAAAUUACUGGCUAUAAGAUUCGAUACCGAAAAGUGAUUCGCAAAAGUGAUGUCACUGAAAUCAUUGUGGGGACACAACUUUCACAGCUCAUUGAAGCUUUGGAACGAGGGACCGAGUACAGCUUCCGAGUGGCUGCUUUAACAGUCAAUGGCACAGGAAUAGCUACGGACUGGAUAUCAGCAGAAACAUUUGAGAGUGACCUUGAUGAAACUCGUGUUCCAGAAGUGCCAAGUUCAUUGCACGUCCGUCCACUUGUAACCAGUAUUGUUGUCAGCUGGACCCCACCGGAAAACCAGAACAUUGUGGUCAGAGGUUAUGCCAUAGGGUAUGGCGUAGGCAGUCCCCACGCUCAGACCAUCAAGGUGGAUUAUAAGCAACGAUACUACACUAUUGAAAAUUUGGAUCCCAGUUCCCAUUAUGUUAUAACUUUGAAAGCAUAUAACAACGUUGGUGAAGGGAUCCCUCUUUAUGAGAGUGCAGUGACAAGAGCCUAUACAGUGCCAGACCCCUCCCCCAUGAUGCCACCUGUGGGAGUUCAGGCUUCCAUCCUGACCCAUGACACCAUUCGUAUCACCUGGGCAGACAACUCUCUGCCGAAGAACCAGAAGGUUUCAGAUGCCCGUUACUACACAGUCCGAUGGAAAACCAACAUUCCUGCAAACACAAAGUACAAGACAGCAAAUACAACUACCUUAAGCUUCUUGGUCACUGGUUUAAAACCAAACACAUUGUAUGAGUUCUCUGUCAUGGUGACAAAAGGCCGAAGAUCAAGCACCUGGAGCAUGACAGCACAUGGCACUACUUUUGAGCAAGUUCCAACUUCUCCACCAAAAGAUGUAACAGUGGUCAGCAAAGAAGGAAAGCCCAGAACUAUAAUUGUCAACUGGCAACCUCCAUCUGAAGCCAAUGGCAAAAUUACAGGAUACAUAAUAUACUAUAACACCGAUGUCAAUGCUGAAAUACAUGACUGGGUCAUUGAACCUGUAGUAGGCAAUAGACUGACCCACCAGAUUCAAGAGCUGACCCUUGACACAGCGUAUUAUUUCAAGAUCCAAGCCCGGAACUCCAAAGGCAUGGGGCCCAUGUCAGAGGCUGUACAGUUCAGGACACCUAAAGCAUUGGGAUCUACAGGAAAAGGAAAUCGACCAUUGGAUGUUGGAACAGAUUAUAAAACACCCCUCAGUGGAAGCAACAGCCCUCAUGGCAGCCCCUCCCCACUAGAAUACAAUAUGCUCCUGAUCAUAAUUGUGUCUGUGGGAGUGAUCACCAUUGUGGUUGUGGUGAUUGUUGCUGUAUUUUGCACUCGAAGGACCACCUCUCACCAGAAGAAAAAACGAGCUGCUUGUAAAUCCGUGAAUGGGUCUCAUAAAUACAAAGGCAAUUCCAAAGACGUCAAGCCACCGGAUCUUUGGAUCCAUCAUGAGAGGCUGGAGCUGAAGCCUAUUGACAAAUCUCCAGAUCCCAAUCCAAUCAUGACUGACACCCCAAUCCCUCGUAAUUCCCAAGACAUCACCCCUGUUGACAAUUCUAUGGACAGCAAUAUUCAUCAGAGACGCAACUCCUACAGAGGGCACGAGUCCGAGGACAGCAUGUCCACCCUGGCAGGAAGAAGAGGGAUGCGACCAAAGAUGAUGAUGCCGUUUGAUUCUCAACCUCCUCAGCCUGUGGUUAGUGCUCAUCCCAUCCAUUCCCUUGAUAACCCUCACCAUCAUUUCCACUCCGGCAACCUCGCUUCUCCAACCUGCAACUAUCUCCAUCAUCAGGCAAACCUAUGGCCAGUUGGCACAUCUGUGUCCCAUUCAGACAGGGCUAAUUCCACAGAAUCUGUUCGAAACACACCUAGCACCGAUACCAUGCCAGCGUCUUUGUCUCAGACAUGUUGUGCCGAUCACCAAGAGCCAGAAAGUGCUUCAGCAUCCUACCUGCCCAGUACCCAGGAAGAGGAGACAAGCCAGAACCUGCCCACUGCCCAUGUCCGUCCCUCUCAUCCUCUGAAGAGCUUUGCUGUGCCAGCCGUCCCGCCCACUGGCAGCACUUACGACCCUGCCUUGCCAAGCACACCUUUAUUAUCACAGCAAGCUUCUAGCCAUCCAGUUCAUUCAGUGAAGACAGCAUCAAUUGGAACUCUAGGAAGGACUCGGCCUCCAAUGCCAGUCGUGGUCCCAAGUGCCCCUGAAGUGCAGGAAACCACAAGGAUGCUUGAAGACACAGAAAGUAAUUACGAACCGGAUGAACUCACCAAAGAGAUGGCCCACCUGGAAGGACUCAUGAAGGACCUUAACGCCAUCACCACUGCGUGAUCGCCUUCCCCAAGGAAUGACUCCAAACCCCCAGGCCUUGGGACUUCGCCUUGGAGCACAAGGAAAUGUAUAAAGACUAGGGGACAGCACAGAAGGAGACCUGCCCCACCGGCUGCAGCACCCUCGGGGGGGGGGUGUCCCCCUUCUGGUUAACCAAGUGGCUCUUCGAGUUCAUUGGCCUGGAACGGAACAACCUCUCUGAAGGUUGUUGGGGAUUUCCGCUUCUCGCUGCGGUGCUGAUGCUGACAUGAACCAGGAGUGGGGCGACGUCUCAGGGGAUGAAAACCAGCAUCCAGGCAAAAGUUAGCGUUCAUCGGAGGCAGCUUUUGUCUCGCUGCUGCGACCUUCCCUGCUUUUUCAGUGUUGGACGUUCACAUUUAUGUACAAUUUUUAUUUGUGUGUUUUUAUUUUAUUGUAUCUUUUUUUUUUAUUAAAAAGUGUAACCUGACAGAAAAAAAAGAAAAGAAAAGAAAUUUGUGUUGUUUCCCCCCAAAGUCCAGACGGACAUCCGAUUGCUUGUUCUAUUGUGUAUGCGGGAAUUCAUUGCCAGUGUGGAUUUGUUUGUUUGGAUUUCUUUUCUCUCUCUCUUUUUUUUUAAAGCGUGUAUAAUCCUGUCACCUUCCAGCAGUUGUAAUCCAUGGCCUUGGGGUAUGCUGCAUUGAUUUUUGUAAGCUCUUUUUAUUUUUAUAUUAUAAUAAUUCAAAAAGCCUGAUCCUUUCUCAUCACUGUGAGGUUAACUAUCUGUUUGGAUUGAAAUGUAACACGGAGCAAACUGUUUUUUGUUUUUCUGCUUUUGAGCGUUUUCAGUGCAGGAGUAGAAUAAGUAAGCCUUGGGCUGGGAGCCACGAGCUUCAUUGUUUACAGGGGACAAUGCAACGCAACACAACGUUAUCCGUCAGACUCGUUUAAGCCAUCCCCUGCAAUAGGCCCAGUUGUGACUUAUAAUAAAUUAUUGUUACGAGUAAUUUCCCCGAUCGCAGUGACUUGGAAAAAGUAACACAGUAUUCUGAAGGAUGGCUGCGAUGUAACUCUUAUCUGCAGUUAUUCACUUUUGUCAUUACCUCUGUCCGUCCAAGGCCUUACCAAAAGAGAAAGUGAGCUGCACACCUGUGGCUCCGAAGAUACCAUAUCAACCAGGCCCGGUUCAUCAAAGGGAAUUGUAAAAAAUAAGAAUGAAGACUUAAAAGUUGUCGUCUCCUUUGUAAAUUCAUCCUUUAGUCCACGGGUGUCCAACCUUGGCGACUUUAAGACUUGUGGACUUCAACUCCCAGAAUUCCCCAGCCAGGGUGGCUGGGGAAUUCUGGGAGUUGAAGUCCACAAGCCUUAAAAGUCCUCAUGGUUGGACACACCUGCUUUAAUCUGUUUCUUGCCAAUUGUAAAGGGAAUUGCAUUCAACAAAACCCUCUCAUAAAUGUUGGGUCCUUUAAACUCAGAUACCACAAUGUAUCUUAGCAACACAGCUCUUAUUGUUUGAAUGUUUGAUUUCAAGAGUUGUGUCCUUCCGGAUAUUUGCGUUGAAGUGGGAGUUCCAGAUACUUUAGCAUACAAAGAUCAGACACAAGCUAUGGCUCACACUUGGCUUAUACUUGAUCAUUGUAUGCUUAAGUAUUUGGAAUAAGACUCUUAUGUAGCUGUAGAUCAUCUUCAAGGUUUGAUUGUGUUGUACUACAAUCAAAACAAAUUAACUUUGCAGGAGAGAGGGGGGGAAAUGUAGGUGUGUAUGUUUGUGACUCAGGUGCUGCCCGAGCCGGUAGAAGAAAGGAGUGGGUUGGGAGAGAUAAAUAAAUUCCUAAUAAACUGGUAAAAUUGCAUUUUCUCUUUGUGUUUGCUGCCCAUAAUCAUACUGUUCUCUGCCAUCUUCUAUGAUAAACAUGCUAAAAAAGUAAUAUUUUUUUUUUUAAAAAAAACAGCAUUGGGUAUCUCAUGCUAGCUUAAAAAGAGAUUGAAAAAUGGGAGGCUUUGGUUUUCUUUUUAUUGCAACCAACAUAAUUGGUCCAAGUGAUAUUGGAGCCAUGGUGGUGCAGUGAUUAGAGUGCAGCAUUGCAGCCUAAUUCUGUCUACUGCGAGCAGUUCGAUCCUGACCGGCUCCAGGUUGACUCAGCCUUCCGUCCUUCCAAGGUCGGUAAAAUGAGAAUCCAGAUUGUUGGGGGGCAAGAGGCUGACACUGUAAACCACUUAGGACUGUAAAGCACUAUGAAGCAGUAUGCAAGUCUAAGUGCUAUUGCUGUUGUUCCAAGUCCAGUGAUAACAAGAUUUUGAUAGGAUGGCAUCAGUUAGAGAUUUUGUAAGUUAUUUUAACUUCCUAUAUGAUCAAAGCUUAGGUUGCAUGUUGCUAGCAAUUCAAGUUGGCUUAUGUUAUCUCCAAUUGUACAGAGAAGAAUUUAUUUUUAGGAGCAGGUAAGAAGAGAGCUACAUCACCCUUCCUCCGUCUCUCUGUCCAUCCCAUUUAUCAUUUUUUUCCACGCUUUUUUCCUUCCUUCCCUUCCAGCUCAGCCUUUGUUUGCACCCAUGAGCUGAAACUAAUUCAUUCUGAUUAGCCCCUGUCUAGCAUGAGCGUUAAGAACUGCCACGCUGAAUCCAAACAAGCCAUCUAUUUUUUAAAAGAAUGUUUUUGCAAUUAUAUAAUAAGAAGUGCCAUGAAAACUCAAAGUAAACCACCUUAGUGCUCUGUCUUCCAACAGUAACCCUCAGAGGCAAUUCAUGCUGUUUACGGUUAGGGUGUAAAUUUCUGUCCACUAUGUCUUUUCAGUCUAGUGCGUUAAUGUGAUCCUCCUAUUUGCUUGGAGGUGGAGCAAUUAAUACAUUUUUUAAAAAAGGUGAGCAGUUUUUAGUUAAAUCCAAGGAGUGGAAAGAUUCACACCUUGACCUCCAUCUAGAUGUCUUCUGUAUGCAUUUUUGGAGGUUGGAGAGAGUUUCCGUAUUAGAAGGGAAGUCUCCCCCCCACUUUCCCCAACCUCAUAAACUCAGAAGCAUCUUUUUAAAGACUCUCUUUUGCCUCAUUAGAAGAUGUUAAAAGAGGACGUUAAAAACACCCAAAUGUGUACAGAUGUUGAACUUUUCCGAAUCGAACCGUAGGGCGUGACCUGAAGUUGUGUGUCCAUCAGGGUGAGUGACAGUAAUUGGCUCCGCCCUUUGGUGGAAAGGCAAGA